Messenger RNA from Trichomonas vaginalis G3, 273 nucleotides. Its product is annotated as organellar and viral DNA polymerase type B. The annotation marks the transcript as partial. The transcript has a single exon. NCBI's taxonomy places the organism in Eukaryota, Parabasalia, Trichomonadida, Trichomonadidae. The record is from RefSeq and is a predicted model, not a curated record.
GAAGGCUUACUUUACAUCGUUCAGAAACCGAAGGACUUCAAUACAAAGAGAUAUAAGAUAGGAAGAACAUAUAAUAUAACUCAAAGAUAUGACAGUACAGUCAAUAGAGUUAAGGUUGUGUUCGUUAACGAUAUGAGAGCUGCUGAAACAGAACUACUCGAAAAGUUUGAGAAAAUGUAUGGUGCUCCCACGAAAGGUAAAGAAACGUUUGAAGUAGAUGAGAUAGAUAAAGCUAUAAAAUUAUUUGACGAAGUUGCUGAAAAAUACAUGUAA